GGUGAUGAAGAUUUUUUCUUUUUUUACACCGAUUGCUUUUACACCCAUAAAGGCUGUAAAAGCAAUAAUUGCUCCUUCUCUCUGGCUGCAUUCCUGCAGCCAUUGAGAAAUACUGUGAGAGCUGUGAUUGGUCACAGCUUGUCACAUGUACAAUGUCAGAAGUGACAUCUUGUUUACUACUAUUCAUGUGAUCACUGAUUUGCCAAUCAGUGAUCACAUGAAUCAGGACCUCACACAGAGGUUCCGUACAGCAAUCGGUGUUC
This is a messenger RNA of Staurois parvus, 263 nucleotides long. NCBI's taxonomy places the organism in Eukaryota, Metazoa, Chordata, Amphibia, Anura, Ranidae. The record is from the annotation of a GenBank genome assembly.